Molecule: messenger RNA, 1089 nt
Organism: Xenopus laevis (African clawed frog)
Lineage: Eukaryota; Metazoa; Chordata; Amphibia; Anura; Pipidae
Product: putative nuclease HARBI1
Exons: 3
Coding region: 1-1089 (362 amino acids)
Source: RefSeq, a predicted model, not a curated record
AUGGCUUUAUGCCAAAAUUACCAGCUUGCCUUAUUGGCAAUGCUACAUGAAAAUCUUCAAAAUGGUGACAAUAUUGAAAGGCCAAGGUUGAGGGUUCCAAGACAAUUUAAUCCUCGUACUGUUAUGGAUAACUUGACUGAUGAAGAAAUCAGGUUAAGAUACCGCCUGGGUCGUACAGCAAUUACAGAAUUGUAUGAAAAAAUUAAGCAUUACAUGGAACCGAAGACCAAACGUAGCCAUGCUAUUCCUGGCAUCUCUAAGUUGCUAGCUACAUUGCAUUUUUUAGCUUCAGGCUCAUUUCAGACAACAAUAAGUGCAUGUAGUGGAUUCAGUCAGCCAACUUUUUCUCAAACUUUGAAACAUGUACUAGAUGGCAUUUGUAGCUUAACACCUGAGCUGCUACACUAUGACAUGAGUCCAGCUAACUUGGCAAAAAUAAAAAAUGAUUUUUAUACCAUUGCAGAAAUGCCUAAUGUCAUUGGGGCCAUUGACUGCACACAUAUAGGUUUAAUUCCACCAGCUGAAAAAGAGCGUUAUUAUUACAACCGUAAAGGCUUCCAUUCGAUAAAUGUACAGGUGGUCUGUGAUGCAUCUAGUAAAAUUCUAGAUGUUGUGGCAAAGUAUCCGGGAUCAACACAUGAUUCGUUCAUCUUCCGCAACUCACACUUACAUCAACGGCUUCAAGCAGGAGAAGCUGGAAAUGGAUGGCUGCUUGGUGACAGUGGUUAUGCAGUGAAACCAUGGCUUAUUACACCACUACUUAAUCCACUAACUGCUGCAGAAGACAAUUUUAAUUCCAGCCAUAAAGCUACCAGAUGCAUAAUUGAAAGAACCUUUGGUAUUCUAAAAAGUCGGUUUAGAUGCCUAGAUAAAACAGGCGGUUUCUUAAUAUACAAACCAGAGAAAGUAUGCCAAAUUAUUUUCAGCUGCUGCAUUCUUCACAAUUAUGCACUUCUUCAUAAAGAACACAUCGAAGUUGCCAGCGAUCUUAGUCCACAAAUAGAUGAUAUCAUUGAUCACAAUCGAGAAAACAAUGUGGAAGGUGUGCUUAUACGAAGACAACUGAUUUCAAAUUAUUUCCAGUGGUAA